AUGGGCUCUAAAGUGUCUGGACCAACCAGCCCCGAUGAGGAGUUGGAGCUGUGCCUCCUGAGCGCGAAGCCGGCUUGGAGUUUAAACCCUGACCUCCCCAACGACGAUGGGCAGACGCCCCUAUUCAUGGCAGCCAUCACGGGGCAGAGCCAAGCGGUGGAGCAGCUGCUGCAUUGUGGGGCCGACCCCAACCGCCGAAGUGAGGACGGGGCGACGCCGAUGCACGCGGCGGCCUUCUCGGGCUGCGUGCCGCUGCUCCUGGCCAUGCUGGGCGCCGGCGGGGACCUGCGGCUGCACGACCGCGGCGGGCGCUCGCCAGCGGACUGGGCCGCGGAGGCGGGGCCUCGCAACCAGAGCGUGAGUCCUGGAGCUGCUGGGUCACUGCUGGAGCGAGAUGCUGCGGCUGGGGAGCCACGCCACCGGGCGGACGUGCCAGAGCGGAGCGCCGCAGUCGCCGCGGCACGCCGCUCUCGCCAAUCCUGCGCGGGCAUUCAGGAGCUGGUCAGUGGUCACCGAGUGGCAAUUUAUCGCAGGGGACAGGAGGAGGAGCAGCAGCUGGGAGCCUUGGACGCACGGAGCCGCUCAUGCCUCCGUCUUGAAAACCUCGGCUAUGGGAUGGUUUGCACGGGACCCAGGGGAAGCCUGGGGUACGCGGCGUUCCUUCCCAUAAUCCCCCAAAACGAGCUGUACCACAACGAGAACGACCGGCACGUGUCCUACGCCAACGGGCCUCACACGCUCAUGACGAGUUUGGUGUGGAGUGGGACCAAGGUGACCGUCCGGGACGUCCGGCCCGAGGGAGAGAAAGGCAGGGCGAGGCGUCUGGCGGACCUGCUCGUGGCUGAGCAGGAGGCCUACAGGGGCCUGCGCUGUCCUGAGCUGCUGCUGCUCAUGGGAGUCAGCCUCGUGGAUGGACUUCGUUCGCCGAGACUCGUGUUCGAGCGAGUCCGCCUGGGAUCCCUCUACUCCGUGCUGCAUGAGAGGAAGCUGGACUUCCCCGUGCUGUGCCACGAGACGAUCCUGCGGCUGCUGCUGCAGGUGUGCACGGCGCUUCGGUUCCUGCACAAUCGCGGGGUGCUGCACGCCGGGCUGUCCUCGCACGCCGUGCAUCUCGUCUCGCCCGACACCGCGAAGCUCUCCGGCCUCGAGUACGCCAUGCCCAGCGGGCCCGGGGACCGGGCGCGGCCCGAACGGCUCCUGCCGCCCGCGCUGCACCGCUGGCUGCCGCUGGAGGUGCUCGAGGGCAGGAACAUCAGCGCCAAGUCCGACGUCUACAGCUACUGCACCAUCGUCUACGAGAUAUUUUCAGACAGCCUGCCCUGGGCCGAGAUCGACGAUCCAUUUGUGAAGAAGCUCCUGGUGUCGGGGCAGCAGAUGCCUGUGGAGCGGUCCUUGCCGGAACCGUGGCUGGACGUGGUGCGCGCGGGGACGGUCGUGGCCGCCCGGGAGCGCUCUCUCACCCUGAGCGACGUCCACUUCACCCUGCGCCAGGACUUGGCGGAGUGGCACCGCACGCGGCCACCGCCCGCGUCCCGCCGCUCUCCGCUCAGCUUGCGUCCGCUCGUCGAUGCCCCGCCAGCCGCCGUCUCUCCGUCUGAGGGCGGCUCGCCAACUCUCACCCGGCCUCUCGCCACCGCUUAUCGGAGCGACACGGACGUGGGGAUCGCAGCACGCGACGUCACGGACGCCCCGGACCCAACGAAGCAAGCCCGUCAUGCCGCUCUUCGGUCUGCUUCAGCCGGGCAAGCGGCCGAGCUGGGGUCAGCGUCCAAGCCUGGCCGACGCGGAGCGAGGGAUGUGCGCGUGGAGCCGGGCAGCCAGAAGGGACGACCGGCGCCCAAGCGGUCCGACGGAACCAGGGAGAAGCCGGGGCGAGAUCCGGAGGGAACGCGCGUUGGACGCGAGGCAGGCGAGGGCCGCCGGAAUUACCACGCGUACAACGUGCCGCGUGGCGUGGCGUUUGAAGUGAGCUUCGAGUCCAGCUCUUCGCAGGUGGAAGAUUCACCGAAAGAGGAGGCAAGUCUUCGGCAGACGUGGUCACACGCCGACGCAAGAGGCGGCCACGUGGAAAUCCGUUCCGUGCGCAGAAACACGGUGAGCCGCCCUGAGGUGAGCUCGGAAGCAGAAGACGGGUUUCAGUGGACAGCGGCCCAGCGGGGCUGCCCCUACGACGACGAGGAGGACGAUGAUGCUGGAGAGAUCAGGGAGCGUCCGUUCGGAGGGCGCAGGAGUGACGUACGCGAUACCACGAGACUUGUGCCGCACGCGCUCGGCACCACCACCACGAUGUUGGAGCGCCGCUUCGAAGCCGGCAUCGGUACGCUGCGGGGAUUGGUGACCCACGACGGCCGUCACGACACCCAUGCGGCCGAGCAACGCCACAACACAGAGCCGGAGUGCGAGGGUAAGGCGGAUGAAGGGAUCCGCCAGAGGGCUGCCGGAAUGAAACCGAGGCAACGUCAAUUUGGAGACACGAGCGGAAGGAAAUCAUUUUCCGCUGCAGAAAUUCACGCAAGCGGACCGAGAAGUUCGGCGGAGCCCAGCCAUCAGGCCACUGGCAAUGCUCCGGCUGAUUUCGACGAGGUCGACCGUGCUGUGAUCGGGCACAACGAGACGUCAUGGAGAGCGGGAGCGCAGGUCGCAGGGAAGGUGGAGAGGAAGGGCGACCGUGGUAAGAUGGCGGUCGCAGUUGACGUCGCUUCGCUGAUGGCCGUGGCUCCUCCGCGGCACUACAGGCCUCCGCAAGCAGUGCUCGUCAAGCAACCACGGCUCAACCAGUGCCCUCAUGCCGCCACCACCACCACCACCAGUGCCACCGCCACGAAGCCUCUUGACAGCCCUGCAGCGGAGCCAGGGGCUCGCGGGGAGGUGCGAGGGCCCACAAACUUUUCAGAGUGCGAGCCCAGCUCCGUCGUGGACGAGGUGUACGUGACGACGCAGCGGGGAGAGAGCGUGGAGAGCGACACAGUGAGCGAGGAGGAGAUGGCCUGGCCCCGUGGCGAUGAAGGGAGCGAAGAGGACAACGAUGAGUUGGCGCUGACGGAGGAGGAGCCGCGAGAUGACUCGCCCGUGGAGCAGCACUUCCGCAACUUGGGCGACGGGCACCAACACGCCACGCCAACCAGGUCUUGCAGGUUCAUCUUGCCGUGUGAUGCCGUGGAGCAGCCUGAGAGGGGUACCCAGGGGCCCUCUGCACGCCACGGGUCUGGGGCCCCUCCUAAACCACCGCGCGCACAGGGGGCUCGGUGCAAAGGCAGAGCGGAGACGGACGCAGGCGGGGAGGCGGGGACCGUCUCCCGACGCGCGCCGAAAUCGGGCAAGGAGGAGAAGCCAGGGGGCUCCGCAACCGCGUCGGUGAACACCAGAGGAGGCGGGGGCACGACAUCGUCCGAGCAGGGCCGCGCAAACUCCGCCCCGUGGGCCUCGGGGACGGGCGAGAAGGGAUCCGGGCCGCCCGCCGGAAGCGUCGGGGAGAGCAGCGCGCGGCGGCGGGAGGUGGGGGAGGAGGAGCCGGAGGUGCGUCAGGAGGCGAGCCCGGAGCUGGACGACAGCUUCGUGACCAAGAGGCGCGGGCGGAACACGCCCGGCGUCGUGGCGCAGGCCGGCGUCUCCAGAGUUGCUGUGCACGAGAGGAAGGGGACGAUGAUCGAUGAGUCCGAAUAUUUCACCCCUGAACUCAACGCGAGGUCACGUCACGCCCAGUUUCUCCAUCGCCUGCAGAUCCCCGUCGCCAGCAUGGAGGAUUUGGCCAGCCCCCAGCUGCGGCGCCAGGGCCUGGUCCGCCCCAUCGCGAAGGGCGCGCAGCGCCGGGACCUUCAACAGGAGCAUGCCAACGGCGCUGCUGCUCUGCACCGCGCAGAAGAGGAGGAUGAGGAGAGCGAGGGGUCAUCGUCGGAUGAGGCCGGGACACCACGACCACCUCUCUCGCCCACCUCAAGGUCGCUGUCUGACACGGGCGAGCUGUCCUGCAUCGUGCAUGACGCCUCGAAGAGCCAGGCCCACAGCCUCUGCUUGUCGUCCGGCGUGCCUAGCCCGUCUUGCCGAGCCACCGAGAGCACCCCCAAGCAGCCCGCCAGCAGCAAAGCAGCGGCGAGCGACCGGGAAGCGCUGGAGGACACGUCGGUGUGGAGGAGCUUCGGCGACGAGCGGCCCGACAGUUUCACCGCGCCGGCCUCCGGGUUCACCGCCUCCACGUGCCAGGCUCCGCCAACCAUGCCCGUCGCGUGCAGCAGCUACAGCAGCGGCGGUGGCGAGGACUGGGACACACCGCGUUCGACUGCCCGGUUGGGGAAGAGCCGGAUGGCGCCUGCAGAAUCGGACAAGAUGGAUGCGGGGGCCACGCUCCUUCCUCCCUCGGAGCCUCGUGCAGGUUCGAGGCUUUCACCGCCGCGGCCCGUGUUGGCGCACGGUGCCGCUCUGGACGAAUCUCACCCCCCAGUCGAACCGAGACCACGAAACGCGACAACUCAUGGAGUCGCCGCCGGGGCCCGCGGCGCGGCCGGGCGUCUGCGCCGGGACCGUCCGGGGGGUAGCCCCUCCCACGCUGCCCCCGCUGCGGACGGGCUUCCCCGCGGGGGCCCACGCGCGUUGCCGGGCAGCGCGAGGCCGGCUGCGGCCCACGGUGGGGGGCGUGAGGCCGAGGGAGAGGCCGAGAUGGAGCAGCAGGCCGAGGGGGGGUACGAGACGGCGCACUGGGCCGAGGGUUCCCCCGACCGCGCACCGGCGCCGUCCUUCAUGUACGACACGUGCAAGGAGACCCCAGGCGAGUUUCUACCCGUCCCCCGCACCCGCUCGACCCCCACGCUCACUCACCCCCGCGCCUGCCCGCCCGCACAAAACGGGACAUCGCGUACCGCUUGA
Messenger RNA from Petromyzon marinus (sea lamprey), 4860 nucleotides. The record is from RefSeq and is a predicted model, not a curated record. Lineage: Eukaryota; Metazoa; Chordata; Hyperoartia; Petromyzontiformes; Petromyzontidae.